Molecule: messenger RNA, 2592 nt
Organism: Stylophora pistillata
Lineage: Eukaryota; Metazoa; Cnidaria; Anthozoa; Scleractinia; Pocilloporidae
Product: gamma-aminobutyric acid receptor subunit beta-3
Biological process (GO): monoatomic ion transmembrane transport
Cellular component (GO): membrane
Molecular function (GO): GABA-A receptor activity; extracellular ligand-gated monoatomic ion channel activity
Source: RefSeq, a predicted model, not a curated record
GCUUAGACGUGAGUGCCUCUUAAUUGGAUCUGUGCACGCGAUGUUUUUAAGUAACAUUGUACAAAAGUGAAACCGAAUUCGGAGGAAAGUUCCAGCAGAUUAUUUCAUAACUCUGACAGCCAGGAGGUCGAGUUAUCUUUUUCCUCUCGCAAACCGUGUACUUGAUUUUAAAGGUCGAGGUCUCAGCACUAAUUCAUCACAUUGAAGUCGAGCGACAGAGUUUGAAGAGCAAAUAGAACACGGUCUUUGAGGGUAGCUAAAGAGAAAAUAUCGCAGGUGGUAGAGAUCCCACCUCAGGGCAUUCGAUUACAGACCAUCGCUUAUUUAAGGCAGACGCAGUUGGAUUAAAACGCCAUGUCAUUUGCGAUUUCUUCAAAAUUCUACACUUUUAUGGUUUUUACGACCAUAUUUCAGCCAUUUGGGUCUUCACAAAGAGUUGCCAAUCAGAUGUUAUUCGAUUUAUUGUUUUCACAUUAUGAUAAGGACGUGAGACCCAACCACGGAGUCGGGCCAUUGGAUAUGGAGGUGGACCUGUACGUCGAGUCGUUUGCAAAUAUUGCAGAAGCCAAUAUGGAGUACACCUUAUUUGGUUACUUUCGUCACUACUGGACAGACAAGCGUUUAGCGAAUAAAUCCAGGGAGAUUAUUCACCUGAAGGGAUCAACCAUUGAGCAUGCGUGGUUGCCUGAUACAUAUAUCAGUAAUUCAAGACAGUCCAAUCUCAGACAAAAAGACUCCGAAGCAGAGAGUUCUUUAUUUCUUUAUCCCAAUGGCGCAAUUUUCUACUCGAAAGGGGUGAAAAUUGUGGCCUCUUGUGCCAUGGACUUGAAGGAUUUUCCAAUGGACACACAAAAGUGUGGCUUAUCUUUGGGAAGUUAUGGACACAGCUCGGCAGAUGUCGAAUACAAGUGGAAGCGGGACAAUAUCGUAGUUGAGAAAAAGAACAUUGCUCAGUUUGACAUGACAGAAGCCUCAACAGACAGAAACGUUAUGUCUUAUGUCUCUGGAAACUACACCCAACUUCUAGUCUCCUUCCACUUUGAACGUCGUAUUGGUUAUUACGUCAAUCAGGUCUACAUCCCGGACACGCUGAUAGUCACAAUCAGUUGGAUCGUUUUCUGGUUGGGCCAGGAUGAUAUGGGAGGUCGAGUAGGACUGGGAAUCACCACGCUUUUGACCAUAAUGUUUCUGUUGGGCUCGGUGAAUAUGUCUCUUCCUCGAGUGAGCUAUGCAAAGGCUAUAGACUGGUAUCUGAUUGUCUCCUUUGUGUUCGUGUUUCUUGUUUUGUUCGAGUGCAUCAUCGUGUACGUUUUCUGUCAACGAAAGCGAUCACGGGAAGAGAGCGGUCGGGACAGGAGUUUGGAACUAGAGGAGGGAAAGACAGAGAGAGCACGUAUUGGAGAUAGUUUGUAUAUAGAAAAGCUCUUAAAGAAUGAUGGUUUUGUAAACGUGGAGAUGCUUUCAAACAACAGUGAAUUGACGAUAGUCAGUUCACGAAACAACGUCAACUCAUUCCUCCCAGAGAAAAAAAGUGACAUUGAAAUGACAGAAAGGUCAAUUCAGAGAGAAACGAUGAGUUUGAAAAAGAAUCGAGCAAGGCUUUCGAUUGGUGAUGUAAUCGAUCGUAUCUCGCGCUUUAUUUUUCCUCUUGCCUUCAUUUCUUUCAACGUCUUUUAUUGGAAUCAUUACUUAAACAAAUGAUAUGGUAAAGAGUGUUCUGGAUCAAAUUACUAGCCUUACAGAAAGGACCAUAACAUGAAGAUUUAAACAUUACAAAAUCACAGGAAAAUUUUGGAGAAACUGAUUUUUUAUUCCAUGUAGUUGUUGCUGAAUUUUUUCUGAGAUAAUAACAAUUAACGCUUUCUUUAAUCACUGAUAAACAUGUAUGUGCACAUGUAAUUUCGUUUGAAUGUAGUGUUAGAUUGUUAACCUCCCAUUCCCAAGAUCUUGGGUGUUUAUUAUUUUCUGUCAUUUCUGUUAUUUCUAGUGAUAUUAACUCUGAGAGUUUCCUUAAGACUCCGACAAGGUCAUUAGAUGAAAUCUUCAGUUCAGUUCUCAAUACCUGUUUUCCUCAGAUUUUAAUAGUAUUUAGAUCGAGGAGAAAUGAUACCCUGGCCGGGCUUAGGAUUAGGUGGUUUACAUGCGUUUAUGACCUUGAGCACAAAAUACAGAAAUACAAACUUCUGCAUGAUCGAAUUCCUCAAAGUUUCAACUCUUUAAAUCUUUAUGAUAGUUUAGCUCAUGAAUACUGGCAAUGUGGGAAAAUUCGUUUCAUUUGGGUGUUAAUGAACACUGACAUUGAAGGCUCCAAGUCAGUCUCGAUUUCUUUUAAUGUAAGAUAAUAAGUCCUCUAAGUCCAUUAUUCCUCGUGAACUCCAAAAGUUGUACGAGGGAGUCAAAUCAUAUUGCAUUUGGUAAAACAUUCACGAUCGGUUUCUAAUAUUGAACAAUUUAAAGCAACAGAAAAUGAAAAAAAAUGAUAUAAACUAUAAUUCUUAAAUGUUCAUGUUGAAUUAAUGAAUGUCAGGUGCGUUCUUUGUUUGUAAAGAAGAAAUAGCCCUGUAAGUGUGAAAUAAAGCAUGGAAAACUUAA